Molecule: messenger RNA, 3603 nt
Organism: Hibiscus syriacus
Lineage: Eukaryota; Viridiplantae; Streptophyta; Magnoliopsida; Malvales; Malvaceae
Exons: 13
Coding region: 285-3503 (1072 amino acids)
Source: RefSeq, a predicted model, not a curated record
UUUCAUGUGCGCUAUGCUUAAUCUGGUAAAUUAUUAACCACUACCAUUACUCUCCUUCUAAAAUCUAUACCUCUUCCUUCUCUUCCCUUUAUCUCCAGUCUCCUCCACCACAUUUCCCCCCUCCAUUAUUAUCGUUAGUUAGUGCAUUCCUUUCCUUGUUUUUAUUUUAAGGUUGUAGGCUUGUAGCUAGGCCGACCCCACCAAAAUGCCUCUUUUUCUGUGACGAAAUCUAACUCUACAGUACGUUUUGAGACUUCAGUCUGGACUCUGGAGUCUCCUCUGCAAUGGCUUUCUUCAACAUGUCAGGUCUGGUUUUUCUUUGUUUGGUUUUGAGUUUCAAAGGGAAAUGUGAAGCUUCUUCUCAGUUCUCCGUUAAGUUCUUAAAGGCUCCCCCUACAUUUUCACACCACAACUCAGCCAAAUUUGUAUUUCAACUAUUGGGAACUGCCAAUUUUACUUGCUCACACUGUAGCAUCAUUUGCAAGCUGGAUGAUGGGUCUGCUUCAGAUUGUAGAGCUAGAAAGAUUUUGUACUCAGGCUUACAAGAUGGAAACCACUCGUUUGUGGUCUGCAUAAAUGGCUCUCGAGGACCUGCCUGCUCUAGCUAUAACUGGACUGUUGAUACUGUCCCUCCCACUGCAUUUAUAACCUCAUCAACACCUUUCACAAGUACCUUAAAUGUUUCUGUAAAUAUUUCUUUCACUGAAUCUUGUUCUGGUGGAGGAGGUUUUAGAUGUUCAUCUGUCAAUGAUUGCAACUUGCUUGUUUAUGGUGCUGGCGAAGUUGUACCAUCAUCACUCACCAUUCUGGAGCCAAAUCUCAAGUAUUUGCUUUUUGUGAGCAUAUCAUCUGCUUCUCAGUAUGGACGAUUGGUAUUGGUAAUGGACAGGGAUUUUUGUUCUGAUGCUGCUGGGAACCCAUUUACUAGAUCACCAAAUUCAACUUUCUAUGUGCAUUAUGAUAGAAGAAGUGUAUUUGUUGACCUGAGGGUUCAUGUUCCUGAGAAAUUGCUUCAACUACAAAGUGAAGUUAGGACAGUGCAGGCAACAAAUAAUUACAAUAACCUUAAGGUGUACCUGUACUUCUCAACACCUAUUCUCAACUCAUCGACCGAGAUUUUAAGUUCUCUGAGCAUUAGUCAGGGUACGCUUCUUCCUAUUAUUGGAGAACAUCAUGGGAAUCGCAGAUUUGGCUUUAUGGUUGCUAAUAUAUCUAAUAUAGCUAUAAUAACAAUAAGCCUCAGUGCAAACUCUACAAUAAGCAGACAAGGGACUCCGGUUUCUCCAAUUGCACCUGUUACUUUCCUUUAUGAUUCUCAGAGGACUGCAGUGAGAUUAAGCACAAGUCAUAUGAGGACACAAGAAGACAACAUCCCGAUUUCGAUAAAGUUCAAGAAGCCUGUUUUUUAUUUUAAUUCAUCAUUGAUAUCCAUCAGUGGAGGGAAAUUGCGGAGCUUCCAUGAAAUUAGUAGAAGCAUAUAUGCUGCAGAAAUACUCGCAGAUGAUGAUGUUGUUUCUGUUAGUGUCCCUGAGAAUGUAACUGGGGAUGUUGCUGGAAAUAAGAAUUUGGCAUCUAAUGUUCUUCGAGUGAGGCAUUAUACUAUACCUGUAAUCUCUUCGGUGAUUUCCAUCUUUGUAACUGCUGUUUUUUUGGUGACAUGUUUCACUGCGGGGCUUCUGACCAUGUCGACUGCAAGCCUUCAAUCGGUCGGUGCAUUUUCAAGACCAUCUUCAUCUUUGUCAUCUGACCCAGCAAGGAUUCUCUUUAGAAGUGCAUGCCACAUUCAGGUUUUUGCACUGAUUAGGUGGUUACCGGUAACAUUGCCGGUAGAGUAUUAUGAAUUUGCAAAGAGUUUAGAGUGGAGCAUUCCUUAUUUUAGUCUCCCAUGGGAAACUGGGCAUGUUCAGCCAGUCAUGAUGGGUGCAAGCCCCAGUGGAACUUCAAGUUCUUUCCUUUCCCAAGCAUAUGAUAGGGAAAUCUCCCAUACUUUUCAACCAAAAAAAGAUUUCAAAAUAGCAGCUGCAGUAUACGGUUCACCACUUACUCCGAUUGAAUAUAGAUCAUUUUUCGAGAGCCAAAGCAUUAUACCAGAAGCAGAAUAUAUUUCGGAUAGGCUGCAUUCAAAUGGGUGGAGGAAUUUUGAUAGAAGCUUGUUCUGGUUAGCCGUAAUUGGUGGCAGUUUGAUACUGUUACAUGCUUUUCUAUUUCUCAUUCUCAAGUACAAGAAGAGAGAUUCAGAAAAGCAGAGGAGUUUUGGGGCGCUCAUAUUUCCUAGACUCGAGAUAUUUCUCGUAAUUCUUGCACUACCUUGUAUCUGCCAGGCCUCCGCUGCUCUAGUUGCAGGAGGAACACCAUCAGGAGUUGUAGUUGGCAUUCUGUUGCUGGGUGCUGUGGCUUUUGUUCUGCUGUCAUUAUUUUUGUUCUUGUCGGUCGGAAUUACAUUUGGAAAGCUGCUUCUGUACAAGGAAGUACACCAAGAAGGCCAGCAAUUUCACUGGUACCAAGAGCUCAUCCGAGUUACUCUUGGUCCGGGUAAAAGAGGGCAGUGGACUUGGAAAAAUGAAGCCACCUCUAUUUAUCUAACCAUGUUAGGCCCUCUAUUCGAAGAUUUAAGAGGUCCUCCAAAAUAUAUGGUUUCACAGAUAUCUGGUAGCAGUCUCAGCAGCAGCAGGCAAGGUGACCGUAUCAUUGCUUCGGAUGAUGAAACGGAGGAUGCUGAAGCACCUUUUAUUCAAAAGUUGUUCGGAAUACUCAGAAUAUACUAUACCAUGUUAGAAUCUGCGAAAAGAGUUACACUGGGAGUUUUGGUAGGUGCCUACUUGGAUAACCGUGCGUCUAAGACUCCAAUAACUGUCAUGCUGUGCAUAACCUCUUUUCAGCUAUUCUUCCUUGUUCUUAAGAAGCCUUUCAUCAAGAAAAGGGUACAGUUGGUUGAAAUUAUCUCUCUUUGCUGUGAAGUGGGCAUGUUUGCUACUUGCCUUGUUCUAUUGGAGAAGGAAUCUUCGAUUGCAAUUGGGGUCCCCAUGCUUAUAUUGUUCCUAGUAAGGUUCAUGGCACAAAUGGUCGGUGAAGGAUAUGCUUUGUAUGAACAAACAAAGCAACUAGACACUGUUGAGAACUCUUUCUUCACAGGUUUAAAAAUAGCUUCAAUUGGAUUUCUCCUAUAUUUCAUCCCUCAGAAACUGAUGAAAAGCUUUGAAAGCAAAUUCCCAGUAUUUCAGUGCAUGGAAACGACUAGUUUUCCUGGUGAUAGCAACAAGAGCACUUCUGAGACAUUGGAGAAACCAUGGCCGAAGCAACUAAGGGAAAUGGCGAAGGCUAGCUUUAGUAAAGAUGGAAGCAAUGCUCCGACUGAUCCUUCAAGCAGCCGAACCAAAUGGAGCGGGCUUUGGGGUACAAAAAGGAGUGGGAGCUCAUCUGUAGAUUCCCAUUCAGAUUUCAAGCCGAAGUCAAAAUCAAAAGGACUGUACAAAGACUUAGAAGCCAUUUUUGCUUCCAAAUGAUGCCUGUUCAUCCCCAAAACCCAAAAAUGUAACAAAACUUGACUUCACUACUUGAAUGCAUAGCUCAGACAACCCAUUCUUCAAACUAUUUAAUUGAUCU